UAUUAUUGUAAUAGAAUCGCACUAAUGUUUCCUUGGAAGAAGGGAAAGAGAGGGGUUGUAACAGGAUUCUCCAAUUCCUCUCUCUCGCUCUCUGCAACCUCUCCUUAGGUUUUUCUCCUCCUCCUUCUUCUACGAUGACGACGAAAAAUUCUUCUCCAUUUUGCGUUCGUCGGAAUUAAUCGUGUUAGGUACAUGGUUGUGCAUGUUUGGUAGCCAAGUUGAAAUGUUAGAUUUGGGAAUUUUCAUUUUGAGGUUCAUUACGAGCCCGGAUGCUUCUAUUGCUUCUAUUUUUGGAUGGCUGAUCACUGGAUCGUUUGGACUUGUGGCCGUCGUAUAUGCUGUUCUCAAGUGGCAGCGAAGGGCGUCUUUGAAUUGGAUUAAAGCUGCGGCUAGGGAAAAGAAGAAAGUUUGGAAGAAAUUUAAAGUGCCGCUAUCAGAUCAUUUGUGGGUUGAGGAUUUUACUUAUGGGGAACAGCCAUCCACUUGUUGUUUCUGUUUGACUUCUCUAUGGCCUUCUCAAAAUUUAGGUGCAACAGCCUCACUGCAUACUCCUCUCCAUCGUUGCUCGGUUUGUGGCGUCGCAGCUCAUUUUCUUUGUUCUCCAUUUGCUGCAAAGGAUUGCAAAUGUGUGGCUCAGGCUGGUUUUAGUCAUAUUAGACACCAUUGGUCAGAAAGAUGGGUUAAUAUAGAUGAUCAUCAUGAGAUGUCUACCUUCUGCUUUUAUUGUGACGAAGCGUGUGGUGUCCCAUUUGUGAAAUCCUCUCCUACAUGGCAUUGCCGUUGGUGUCAACGCCUCAUUCAUGUGAAGUGUCAUAACAAAUUGACUAGAGAUUCUGGUGAUUUUUGUGAUUUGGGUUCUUUGAGACCUAUUGUCCUCUCUCCUCUCUGUGUCAAAGAAGUUGAUGAAGAUCAAAAGGGAGGGAAGUUAAGUUCUAUUAUAACCUCUUCCGUUCGCGGUCAGAUUAGAAAGCGGCGUAACAAUAAUAAAAAUGGAGGUGGUUGCCAUGCUAAUGGUAAGUCACGAGGUUCCUCCGUUGCUGAUGCAUCAUUAUUAGAAUAUGUGUUGAAUGGUUUCCACCGGAAAAAGUACAAAGAUGGGAAGCUCUUCGAUCCCACAAACAAUGGUAGAGUAUUAGGGAAUGGUUUAAUUGCUACCCCUGGCCAAAUCAAGAAAUACACAUUGGUUGAUUUGCCAAAUGAUGCAAGGCCACUUUUGGUCUUUAUCAAUACCAGAAGUGGUGGGCAGCUAGGGCCUUCUCUUCACAGAAGAUUGAAUAUGCUACUAAAUCCUGUUCAGGUCUUUGUAUUGAGUGCUUCUCAAGGUCCUGAGGUAGGCCUUGACUUGUUCAAAAGUGUACCAUAUUUUAGAGUGUUGGUAUGUGGUGGGGAUGGCACUGUUGCGUGGGUCCUUGAUGCUAUAGAAAAACACAAUUUUGAGUCACCUCCACCCGUUGCAAUUAUUCCCCUAGGCACAGGAAAUGAUUUAUCCAGGGUACUUAAUUGGGGAAGAGGCUUCUCUGCACUUGAUGGACAGGGUGGGUUGACCAUGCUUUUGCAUGACAUAAGCAAUGCUGCAGUUACUAUGCUAGAUCGUUGGGAAGUUAAACUUGCAGAAGAAAUCUCUGAAGGAAAACAUCAUAUAGUGAAAACUAAAUCCAUGAUGAACUACCUAGGUAUUGGAUGUGAUGCAAAGGUUGCGUAUGAAUUUCAUGUUACCCGAGAGAUAAAUCCCGAAAAAUUUAGUAGUCAGUUUUUGAAUAAAUUACGAUAUGCAAAAGAAGGAGCAAGAGACAUCAUGGACAGAACUUGUGCUGACUUGCCAUGGCAAGUAUGGCUUGAAGUUGACGGGCAAGACAUUGACAUUCCCAAGGAUUCAGAGGGUUUAAUUGUGCUAAACAUUGGGAGCUACAUGGGUGGAGUAGAUCUUUGGCAAAAUGACUAUGAGCAUGAUGACGAUGAUUUUAGUCUUCAAUCCAUUCAUGACAAAAUGCUUGAAGUAGUGUGUGUUUGUGGAGCAUGGCACCUGGGAAAACUUCAGGUUGGACUUUCGCAAGCAAGAAGGCUAGCUCAAGGUAAAGUCAUCAAGAUACACUCUUCCAGUCCUUUCCCAGUUCAAAUCGACGGGGAACCAUUUAUCCUGCAACCAGGCUACAUGGAAUUAACUCAUCGUGGGCAGGUAUUCAUGAUGAGGAGGACUUCUGAAGAUGAACCUAAAGGCCAAGCAGCUGCUAUAAUGACAGAAGUAUUACUAGAAGCCGAGUCUAAGGGCAUUAUUAGUACAUCUCAGAGAAAAGUUCUUCUCAAGGACAUAGCCAUCAAUCUUUCGUAAGAUCUGUUUCUUGUUCAGCCUUCUUAAAUAGUUGCCCGUACUUGGGUUUUUGCGCUAUAGUCCUUUUUUUAGGACCAUUUUUGGUAAUUUCCAAAAAUAUGUAGAGAAAGGUAUAGUUACACUUCCAUGAAGCAGCUAAUGUAAGAGUGAAAACUGUUGCUUCUAACACACGGUAUGUUGUGUAUGUUGCAACCCGGCAUAUUACAUUUUCUUCCAGUCUUUGUAGUUAUACUACCACCAACCAAAUUAGAUUAGAAAAAAAAACACUGAUAUGUAUAUGUUCACGGGUCUUUGUAUUUUUUUUUGUAUAACAUGGUGUGUGUGUGGGCAGAGCUCUCUGCAAGUUAAAAAACAGCUUCCAAGGGCCUUUCUUUUGUGUAUUUAUUUAUCUCGCUGGAUAAAAGUGUAUUGUUUUUUAA
Lathyrus oleraceus (garden pea) is the source of this 2748-nucleotide messenger RNA. RefSeq names its product diacylglycerol kinase 2. The record is from RefSeq and is a predicted model, not a curated record. Gene Ontology annotation, cellular component: membrane. Bases 203 to 2329 code for a protein of 708 amino acids. Gene Ontology annotation, molecular function: ATP-dependent diacylglycerol kinase activity. Gene Ontology annotation, biological process: phospholipase C-activating G protein-coupled receptor signaling pathway. NCBI's taxonomy places the organism in Eukaryota, Viridiplantae, Streptophyta, Magnoliopsida, Fabales, Fabaceae. The transcript has 8 exons.